AUGUGCCACCUUCACUUUGGCACGCACCCCUGCGGCUGCCGCGACGAGAGCCGCAUCGUCGUGUGCGACCGCGUCGUGCACCACGUCGCCGACGCUCGGUGCUUCGAGACGCUGAGCUGCCGCCGGCGCCGCCGCCGGUGGUGCGCCCGCCACCAGCCCGCCACCACCUACACCACCUCCUCGAGGUCGCCGACGCCGCACCCGCGCCCCGGCCCGGCCGCGUGGGAGUACGAGCGGCCCGAGUACGACAUCUACGGCCGGUACCACCACUCGUCCUAUUUCAGCUCCUAA
Cordyceps militaris CM01 is the source of this 291-nucleotide messenger RNA. RefSeq lists its product as uncharacterized. The coding region runs from base 1 to 291 and encodes 96 amino acids. The transcript has a single exon. The record is from RefSeq and is a predicted model, not a curated record. Lineage: Eukaryota; Fungi; Ascomycota; Sordariomycetes; Hypocreales; Cordycipitaceae.